GCGCACGCAGCCCAGUCCGUCGUCCGCCGUCGCUUGCGCACACCGCGUCGCGCGGCAACAGUUUUCCACCCGGAAAAAUUGUGUCGCGUAUACGCGAAUUUGCAAAUUCAACAAAAGGAAUCAUCGAACUCUGUGGUCUUAGUGUUGUAUCCUGACUUUGCCUGUGAUGGAUUACGUGCAUGGCUUAUAAGUGUUGUGUGACAUACAGUGCUCCCGGUCCCCCCUUUCAGUAAAGUUCCUGUAUUAACGGCAAUAUGGAGUCGACACAAUGCGUGUCGGCCCACUGGCUGUCAGCGAUCGUUCUUCUCUGUUCAUUCCUUUCCACACACACGCUCAAUACUAAGAUUCACGAGCACAUGACUCCCGACGAGCUACGAAAUGUUUUCCACGUGGAGCACCAUAGUUUAGUGCCACAAUAUCACUUAGUGCAUCUAACACACCACCUAUCAAGGCGGCACAUCUCAACUGGUCAUGGUGCUAACUCUUACACCCCAAAUUCUAGUAAAAUCCCUCAUGAAAAGACUAGAAAUGAUCGUCCAACGAAAACAGAAAACCCACCGUCUCUCUUAAAUGACGAGAUGUUUGUUAGAGCAAAACAGUAUAUCAAAGAUGUUGAUAUAAUUGGUGACCUUAAUAAUACAGUGAGUGUUGAAUUCGGUGUAACAAAUUCUAGUGAAAUUAGUGAUAGUGAAUCUAGUGCUAGUAAUAAUGAAAGUGGUGAUAAAGAGCAUACAGUGAUAGAUCAAGAAGAAGGUGUUCAUAGGAUAGAUUUAGAGGCAUUUGGAAAGCAGUUGAGUUUAGUGUUAAAGAAACAAGAGAGUUUACUGAAGAAAGAUGGACUCAAGAUGUGGAAGGCCUUGACGAACGAGUCGCAACCUCACGGCGUUGACUACGAGGAGUUGAACUCUGAGGGAGAGGAAGACUUGGGAGAACUUUAUCAAGACGAAGAGAAUGGUGCAGCUCUGCUUAUAAGAAGACAUCCUCAGCACGGGAAGUUAGUGGUGGAAGGCUCGAUCGGUCACGACCUGGUGAUCCGACCGGUCCCCGACUCGAUGACUGCGCCCGCGCAGGACGACGAGAUGUUCAUGGACCCCGCCAGCUUGUCGGACAUGGUGUCCAUCGACACUGGACUACCUCUGUUGAGAAGGAAAAAAGAUGACCAGGACAAAUUGAGACGAGCUUUGAACGGUGCCAAACACGUUAUAAUAAAACGAGAUCCAGCAUUGGACGACCACUUAGGUGACUAUGCAUUCAUGGAGCCAGAUCACCUCGCCAAGCGCUUCAGAAGAAAGCGAUCAACAGAAGCACACAGCAGACGGAAAAGGGACGCGCCCUACGUAAUAUAUCCUGAAAUACUAGUCAUUGUCGAUUACGAUGGCUACAGGUUACAUGGAGGCGACAACGUGCAGAUCAAACGAUACUUCGUGUCUUUCUGGAACGGCGUCGAUUUGCGGUAUAAAUUACUGAAGGGGCCUAGAAUACGGAUAUCCAUAGCCGGUAUCAUUAUAUCUAGGGGCCGUGAUGCGACACCAUACCUAGAGAGAAACCGGGUAGGUCGGGACGCUAUAGAUUCUGCUGCUGCGCUCACUGAUAUGGGCAAGUAUCUGUUCAGAGAGCGACGACUGCCUGUAUACGAUAUCGCCGUUGCUAUCACCAAACUAGACAUGUGCAGGAGGCAAUAUGCGAACGAUGCGUGCAAUAGAGGGACAGCAGGGUUUGCAUACGUCGGGGGUGCAUGUGUCGUCAACAAGAGAUUGGAGAAGGUCAACUCUGUAGCUAUAAUUGAGGAUACCGGCGGUUUCUCUGGUAUCAUCGUUGCUGCUCACGAAGUCGGACAUUUAUUAGGAGCGGUCCACGAUGGAAGUCCUCCACCUUCUUAUCUUGGAGGGCCAGGAGCUGAAAAGUGCAGAUGGGAAGAUGGCUUCAUUAUGUCAGAUCUCAGGCAUACCGAGAAAGGGUUUAGGUGGUCACCAUGUAGCGUGCAGAGCUUCCAUCAUUUCUUAAACGGCGAUACGGCGACGUGUUUGUAUAAUUCACCACACGAGGACGACUCGUUACCGCGCGUGUUGCCCGGCCGUCUGCUUACACUAGACGCGCAGUGCCGGAAGGACAGGGGCACUAGCGCUUGUUUUAAAGAUGAGCGCGUGUGCGCCCAGCUGUUUUGCUUCGACGCAGCGAGCGGGUACUGCGUAGCGUACCGGCCAGCAGCGGAGGGCUCGCCUUGCGGGGACGGACAGUACUGCAUAAACGGAAGGUGUAUAACUGAACACGAGAACAUAAUACCUGAUUAUUCACAACACACGCCCAGCUACGUCCGCCCGGAGACGAGUCCGUUCUAUGGAAAUAUUACCAGUUACGAAGCAUCGACACAGCCAUACCAAAAGAAUUUCUACUCAAAUUACAACCAAAAGCCCAUAUCGACCACGCAGUACUACAGCACUACAAGGAAACCGAUCCAAUACUACACGCCCACGACGCAAUCAUCGAGUUACACCUACCCACCGUCAAUAAACAGAUACUCAAUCACCUCAACGAAGAAUCCAUACGACUUCAAAGACUUCACAACCAGGAACAAUGACCCCACCCAGGGUUUCUACAAUAAGAACAAUUUCUACGCGGGGAGCACCACAAAAAGUCCAUAUUUCGACAAAGGCGUAAAAUCCGUCUUCAAAAUAGGCACCUAUUACUCACAACCACAGAGUUACAAUUCGAUACGACCGGACGCAAAUUCUCAACAAGUGCAAAUAGAGCCGGCGAGAUUGGUGUUCUCGUAUCAGAGAAAUUUGACCGCAGAGGAGGUGCCGCAGUAAUAUGACACUUAUUGCAGCCGCCACUAAAAAAAUAAAGCGGAUCGAGCACAAGACUGCCACGCUGGAGCGACUACCACGGACCUGGGCCAUAGAGGCCAUUCGGACCCAUAGGGACAGUCACCAUUCCAGCCCUCAAUUUUAUUUACGUGUGAAAUUAGCACACCCGUAUGCACGAAUAUCUAUACUGUAAUGUAAUUUAAAUAUCGGCCUUGUAGUACUUUAACAUAAAGUAAUAAUUUAAAGUACUAAGUUGAAGUUUAAAUUUAAAUGUAAUUAAAAUUCAACAUAUUAUUUUAAAGUUUAAUCUUAAUUUUUAAAUUCAAAUUUAAUUUUAAAAUCAAAUUUUAUUUUAAUAGUCAAAUUUAAUUUUAAAAUUUAAUUUAAUGUUUUAAUUUUAAUCGAAAUAGGACAAAAUAAGAGCAAGCAGAUAAAGGAUUUGCUUGUUUUUAUUUUUAAUACAAUUCCUUAUGGGUAUAGAUAAUUAUAUUCGUGUAAUUGUGAUUACGGGACCGUGCUACGUGUGAGCAACGAGUCUGAAGACGGAACGUUUCAAGUGUCAGACGAUGUUCAGUGAGUGAUAUUACAAUGUGAUUGUGUUACUAUUAAUGAACAAUAAGUACAUUAGGUUAUGUCGUAUGAAAGUAUUGCGGGAUGCCCGCGGGUGAUCACAAUCUUAGGUCGGUUAUGGAAUUAGAAAUACUCCUUAGCCCAUUUAAUAUAUAUGUAAAACGGUUGUAAAAAUAGCAUUCGUUAACGAAAUCAACUGCCACGAAGUGCCUUUUUUAUACAGUAUAUAUUAAGGAGAUGUAUUAAGUUUUUUUUUUUUUUUUGUUUAAACGAAUGUAAAGCGACUGGUUCGCGACCGUCCGAACAAUUAGUAAUACAAUUAUUUUUUUAAGUGAAUUUACACUGUUUUUUUGAGAAUUUUUAUUUUAUUUCUAUCAUUUACGAAAUUUGAUAAUUAAUAUAAGCCUGUUUUUAAUUUCUAAAAAUUAUUUAUGUGACAUACUAUAGAUUUGUAAUUAUAAAGUUACCAAUAGAGUAAAAAAAAAAUUAAAAGUUAAUUUUGGAUGUAAUAUUUCUUGAUAGAGAAACAGUGAUCUUAUUAGGUAACUGUGUGACAUCGCUUGCCGUUAACUAUUUAUUUUGUUCAAACUAUUUAUGUAUGAAUUCAAUCUUAAAUUUCAUCACAAAUUUGUAUAAAUUUUAAGAAAAAAAUAGAAAAUAACAAACAUGAAA
Molecule: messenger RNA, 4049 nt
Organism: Galleria mellonella (greater wax moth)
Lineage: Eukaryota; Metazoa; Arthropoda; Insecta; Lepidoptera; Pyralidae
Gene: Adamts-like
Product: A disintegrin and metalloproteinase with thrombospondin motifs 16
Exons: 17
Coding region: 255-2810 (851 amino acids)
Biological process (GO): proteolysis
Molecular function (GO): metalloendopeptidase activity
Source: RefSeq, a predicted model, not a curated record